Molecule: messenger RNA, 833 nt
Organism: Panicum virgatum (switchgrass)
Lineage: Eukaryota; Viridiplantae; Streptophyta; Magnoliopsida; Poales; Poaceae
Product: chaperone protein dnaJ 11, chloroplastic-like
Exons: 1
Coding region: 149-562 (137 amino acids)
Source: RefSeq, a predicted model, not a curated record
ACGGAGGGCGCCAGCGCCGCCCCACGCCCCCAAUCCACCCGCUAUAAAGACGACCACGGACUUCAACUCCUCACCCAACUUGGCUUGCCUUGUGCCAUUCCCUCCCAGAUCUGCGCGCCUGCCCGAUUCGAUCCCCUUCGUCUGUCCGAUGAUCUCCGCGCCUCCGCGUGUGCCGGCCGCCGCCGCCGGGACGCCGCCGUUCCGGUUCCGGUCCGCCCCCGCGCCCAUCAGGAUCCGGUGCGCCGCCGCGGCCGCGGCCGCCGCGCCGGCGGCGCCCACGCUGUACGAGGUGCUGGGCCUGCGCGCCGGCGCCACGGUGCGGGAGAUCAAGGCGGCGUACCGGCGCCUGGCGCGGGAGCGGCACCCGGACGUGGCGGGCGCCGCGCCGGGCGCCGCCGCGGAGUUCGUCCGCCUCCACGACGCCUACGCCACGCUCUCCGACCCGGACAGCCGCGCGCGCUACGACCACGACCGCGGCGGCGUCGCCCGGCGCCCGCGCUGGGGCGGCGUCUCGGGCUACGGCCGGCCGCGCCGCACCUGGGAGACGGACCAGUGCUGGUAGCGGCAGUGUUCGGAUUGCUAGUUUGUUGUGAAUAGUAGGUGUCAGCAGUGUAGAAACACCUCCUCCUCCUGCCGCCAUGCGGCCGUGGCGGCUCACCUUGGUUGGAUUUUUAGUACCGGUGGCCACCCAUGUGACUCCUCCAUCUCGUUUCCGUCCUUGUUCUUGCACUUUGUGAGAUGCAUGUAAUCUUGAGAAGCGAUUGCGAGCAAAUUGAUCUACUAUGUAAGAUGACUGCAGGUUUGAAGUAGCCCUGCCUGCCUUUGUCGUUCAA